This is a messenger RNA of Ogataea angusta, 1239 nucleotides long. RefSeq lists its product as uncharacterized. Gene Ontology annotation, biological process: Golgi to vacuole transport; Golgi to endosome transport; protein transport to vacuole involved in ubiquitin-dependent protein catabolic process via the multivesicular body sorting pathway. The transcript has a single exon. The coding region runs from base 1 to 1239 and encodes 412 amino acids. Gene Ontology annotation, cellular component: trans-Golgi network. The record is from RefSeq and is a predicted model, not a curated record. Gene Ontology annotation, molecular function: phosphatidylinositol binding; ubiquitin binding. Lineage: Eukaryota; Fungi; Ascomycota; Pichiomycetes; Pichiales; Pichiaceae.
AUGCACAGGCUUCUCAGAAGCAAGGGAUACGAGUUUCCUGCUGUCAAAAAGGAGGACGCAGCGGUUCUCAACCCAAGUGACAAUCUCAAGUCGAUAGAGGAGAUCCAGAGAGAAGAGAGAAUUGCACAGAGUGCCAAGUUGCAGGAGCUCAUCAGACGGGGCAGACCACAAGAUUUGAAGGAGGCCAACGAGCUCAUGAAGAUCAUGUCUGGCUUCAAGCACGACGAGACGCUGGACGAGACCAGACAACGAGUCAACGAGGACGUGGAGAAGGUCAGCAGGAAAGCCGAGAUUUUGGACGAGAUGCUGAACAAUGCCACAAACGCAGGAACGUUCGACUCCUCCGACGAGACCAUUUCCGAGCUGAUCAGUGCUCUGAAAGUGGCCCAGCCAAAGCUGCAAGUUUUGGUCCAGGAAGAGUCGGACGACCAGGAGCAGGUCGGACGCUUGCUCUCUCUGAACGACAAGAUCAACUCAAUUCUCCAAAAAGCCGACCUUCUGAAAGAAGGAGACGUGGCCAACGCUUCAAAAGUCAAGGUUUCGGGGGCAGGGUUCAACCUUAUCGAUUUCGACGACGAGCCUUCGCCUGCUCCGUCCAGCACCUCUGCCCCAGCUCCAACAUCAAACGACGCCAUUGCAGACCUUCUUGGGGACCUAGGAGGACUCUCGUUUGAGCCUAAGAAGGGAACAAGCACGGGCAACGAGAGCGUCGGAAGUUUGGGUGGGUUUGGUGCCAUUAAUUUACUCGACACCAACACCAGAGAACAGUCUCCCUCCGUGGACAUUUUGUCAGGGUUUUCUUCUCCCGUGCAGAACACGGGACAAUCUCAGCAGUCCUCGCAGCCAGCUGCAUUAGACCCAUUCCAGUUUGAUUUCGCCUCUAUUGCCAGCCAAACCAAUACUGCUACCACAAUGGUGACAGACGGCAGCCUAAAGAUUGACUACGUCAUUGACCAGAAACAGCCUCUGUCGCUGACCUUCAAGUUUAGCAACACCUCUCCGCUAUCCACGCUCUCGAAAAUACAAUUCUCCAUUGCGGUGACAAAAAGUUUUGAAUUGACCAUGCUGCCUCCGUCCGGAUCUGCCAUUGGCCCCGGAUCCGGUCCGGUGACCCAAAAGGUCACCAUCAAGCACAAAAACGGUGAGCCUUUCAGCUCCAGCAAAAUCAAGUUCAAGUGCGACUACGAGGAGAACGGCACCGCCAAGGAAACAAGCGGCGUUGCAACAAUUUCGUUCUAA